Messenger RNA from Colossoma macropomum (tambaqui), 974 nucleotides. RefSeq lists its product as uncharacterized. The record is from RefSeq and is a predicted model, not a curated record. NCBI's taxonomy places the organism in Eukaryota, Metazoa, Chordata, Actinopteri, Characiformes, Serrasalmidae. The coding region runs from base 123 to 485 and encodes 120 amino acids. Gene Ontology annotation, cellular component: plasma membrane. Gene Ontology annotation, biological process: positive regulation of apoptotic process. Gene Ontology annotation, molecular function: protein binding. The transcript is spliced from 5 exons.
UAAAACAAGGCCGAGACUUGCGGUGACUCAUUCACAUGCUCGCUCUGCUACGGCACGAAAGCGGCAGCUGCGGCUUCUUUAUCUUCUGAAACUUUUUUUGCGGGGAUUGCAGCUGAACAACAAUGGAUAUUCAGACCGUCUGUCGCCUCUUAUGUUUGGUCCUCGUGGCUGGAACACAUUUAGGCGGAGGGGUAAACGCGGAAAACACCUCCUGUAAAAACAAGGAUUUUUAUAACAAAGAUCUUGGACAGUGUGUACCCUGCUCGACAUGCAUACAGUACCCCAAAACCCCAUCCUGUGAUACAUGCCCACCCGACGAGCCCCAGGAUACCUGGAGGGUGGCAGCCAUUACCAGUUUUUCAGUGCUGGCAGUCGUGGUUGUUUCUGGAGCUUUGCUCAUAGGAGUUCUAGUACAUCAGUGCAGGUCCAGAAGAACUUUGCGUGAGCCAAUUGAGGAAACUACAGGACCUCUUUAUCCAGUGUAGGCACUUCAUGCGCAAAAGCUGAUGGGACAAAAGACUACAGGACAACCAAGUGAGCUGUUAGUUCAGUCAGUGAACAACUGGCUGAAACAUUGUGUUCUUUGAGUAGCAUGUAACUCUUCUAAUUUAUUAUGUAGGUAGAUCAAGCAUAGAGGUGUUUAAUGCACUCCAGACUAAGAAGACAAACUGUCACCGCAAUCUCAAACGCCGCACUGAGACUUUGUCAUUCACUGAGCGGAAGGUGUGAGCAAACCCAAGGUGCUGUUUGACUAUUAUCCUCUACAUGACAGCGAGUGGAUGCCUUAAAAUGGAUAAAUGGAUUACGUCUAACCUCUGUGCACACGUUCUAGGGUCAUUUCUCUUACAGGCAUUAUUUUUUUAAAUGUUAUAGCAAGGGCCCUUGCUUUUUAUGUUUUUUUUUAAUAUCCCUUUUUAAAAAUAUUUGUGACCCCUAUGCACUUAUGUCCAUACAUGUCAAUUUGUAAAGCUUUC